Messenger RNA from Penicillium bovifimosum, 2676 nucleotides. RefSeq names its product STE11 family mitogen-activated protein kinase kinase kinase. NCBI's taxonomy places the organism in Eukaryota, Fungi, Ascomycota, Eurotiomycetes, Eurotiales, Aspergillaceae. The coding region runs from base 1 to 2676 and encodes 891 amino acids. Gene Ontology annotation, molecular function: protein binding; ATP binding; protein kinase activity. The record is from RefSeq and is a predicted model, not a curated record. Gene Ontology annotation, biological process: protein phosphorylation. The transcript has 4 exons.
AUGUUGGCUCCUAAGCAGUAUUCUGCGCCUACGAGUGCAGCUGCGUCCCAGACACCGACCGCUUACCACGCCAAUUCAUCACAAAGACCCGCGACGGCCACAAGAGCUCAGGAUGGGAUGGGGUUCGGAAGCCCAACAAAGUCGGAGCUUUCGGAGGGGCAAGAGGAUCUUGCAUCAGUUCGAGCGUGGGACGAAAAACGAGUGGUCGCCUGGCUUCACAGUAUCAAAUGCGGACAAUAUGAAUCAAUAUUCAGAGCGAACAAUUUCAAUGGGGAUAAUCUACUCGAAUGCGACCAAAAGAUCCUACAAGAAAUGGGCAUCAAGAAGGUGGGCGACCGAGUACGCAUCUUCGUCGCCAUCAAGCAACUCAGAAACAAGUCCGGAACGACAUCACGGCAGAAAAAUAUGGACACUUUAGCUGCACUCGAAGCCACGGCGCUUUCAAGUUCCUCCCGCAUUUCCCAUUCUCAUAAUCGCCUCCCUUACCGACGCACAUCUCAGCUGGCUGAUGAUGGAUAUCUGAACAGCAAACCGCUGUCUCAGCCUGCGUCGCCUCCCGGAGACUCUGAACGAGGAACAUGGCGCAAAGACUACCUUAAUCAUGGAUCUUCAGGCUUCAAUCCUGGCCGAAAUUCCGGUACUCCGAAUGAAGGCCGAAUAAGCUCCCAUCCUCGCAACCCUAGUCUUGACGCCCUCACAAUGGGUCCACUCCCGUCAAACUCUCCUGUCAUCCGUGUCAUCUACACUGGUGGACAAACCAAGGUCUUGGACAUUCGGAACUGUAGAACUCCGGAUGAAGUUAUUUUGUGUGUGUUGAGGAAACUACAACUUCCGGAGCAUCAGUUCAGAAAUUAUUGUUUCUACGUAUUAGAUGGGCUGGAUCCCGAGCUGUCAAACUGCCGGAGGCUCACCGAGCAAGAGCUCAUGGAGAUCUGUGAUGGAUUCAACAAGUCCGAGCGAGGUCGAUUGAUUCUACGGAAGAUCCAUGCUGGAGAGCCCGACCAAGACGAGCUCCGUCGUGCCUCUCAGCUUGCAUAUGAAGAAAGCCAGGCGACACAUCAGCAGGCCUUGAAUAAUUCCAACCAGCGCCAGAAGCAUAAAAUCCAGCAACUUACGGGUGAAUCCUGGCAUAAUAUUAAGCAGCCACUUUCUCCGCUUGGCCCUCGACAUCGCCCAUCCACCAGUGUUGACGAGUCGCAAUCACCGAGCAAUGAACGCAAUCCAGUGGCUAAACUCCGCUCGUUCUUCGGACAGAGACCACCAAGUGAGAUGAUUAUCCAUGAACUCCAGUCAUUCUUCCCAAGUCACGACCGAGAAAAUAUCGAGAAGACAAUGCGCAGAUCUCAACGUUUGAGCCGCGCGGCAAGUCGCAUGAGUGUUGUGAGCAACUAUAGCGUUGCAUCAAGUAUGAAAGACGCGCCUCCGCUGCCGCCGUUGCCGCAGCUACCUCCAAUCCCCAGUAUUGCCGAUGCUUGGUUCCAUGGCCCGGGAGUCGCGCAGGCAGUACGAGCCCCACGGCCUGUCUCCGUUUCCAAGUUCAACCUGCCUCAAGCAUCAUAUCGCGAUUCCAUCGCAUCUAGUUCCCUCCAGCCACUUCAGGAAGAAUCGCCCACUGAGCCGAACAGGAAGUCAUAUGUCUCCUUCGAGAGUGGCUCUGAUGAACCAAAUCUCUCGCGCGAGUCGCGGCAGAGCUUUGAGAGUCUCAGCGUCGCCGCCACAGAUGGUGGUUCCUUCAAUGAUCGGAUGAGCAUGAUCGUGGCCGAGGAUGGCGACGAAGAUGAUGAUGGUCUCCAGGAUUUCCUGGCCGGUAAUAACUUUGCCCCGAAGAACUGGAUGAAGGGAUCUCUCAUCGGUGAAGGUUCUUUCGGAAGCGUAUUCCUGGCUCUGCACGCCAUUACUGGAGAGCUUAUGGCUGUUAAGCAAGUUGAAAUCCCAUCUGCCACUAAGGGCACAGAGUUUGACCAGCGGAAGAACCUAAUGGUCAAUGCUCUCAAGCACGAGAUUGAGCUGUUGCAAGGCAUGUCCCACCCGAACAUUGUGCAAUACCUUGGCACAGUCGCCGAUGACCAGUAUCUGAACAUUUUCCUCGAGUACGUUCCUGGUGGAUCUAUUGCUACAAUGCUGAAGCAGUACAACACCUUCCAAGAACCCCUUGUUAAGAACUUUGUUCGACAAAUUUUGUCCGGUCUGUCAUACCUACACAGCCGGGACAUCAUUCACCGCGAUAUCAAGGGAGCCAAUAUCCUAGUUGACAACAAAGGCGGCGUUAAGAUUUCCGAUUUCGGUAUCUCCAAGCGCGUCGAAGCAUCCCACCUUCUCGGCUCCCGUGCCAGUGGCAGCGGUGGUUCCCAUAUCCACCGCACAUCCCUACAGGGAAGUGUGUACUGGAUGGCGCCGGAAGUCGUGCGGCAGACCGCCCAUACCAAGAAAGCUGAUAUCUGGAGUUUGGGUUGUCUUGUCGUCGAGAUGUUCAUUGGUGCCCAUCCCUUCCCGGACUGCAGCCAGCUGCAAGCGAUAUUCGCUAUUGGCAGCAACAAGGCUCGUCCCCCUGCUCCAGACCAUGUGAGCCAGGAGGCUGUGGAUUUCCUCGAUAUGACCUUCCAUUUGGACUAUGAGAAGCGGCCCAGUGCGGAUGAACUGCUCACAUGCGAGUUUUUGUCUGCUCCUAUAUCCUAA